AUGAAUCACGAGAACUGGGAAAUUGCAGCUGGCAUUUCAGAUGGCAAAUGCAAUAAGGCACUAGCUGGCAUGAAUAUGAAAAGGCCAGCAGCAGAAUAUGUGCCAUGGAAGGAGACUGCUGGAAAUGCAGCUGUCUUCUCCAGACUUCUGGUCUGUGCAGGUACCAGAAGUCUGGAGAAGACAGCCCGGGAGACACGAAGCUGGAACCGAGUGCCAGGGAGCAGGCAAGUUUGGGAGAAGUUUAUACAGAUUACAAAUGAACAGUUGACUGUUUCAGCUGAAGAAAGUGAAAACCCUGACGCGGCCAAUGAAGUAACUGAGAAACUGACAAAGAACCAUGUUAUAACCUGUGUCUUACAGACGUUCUCUGUGUGUCUUCAUUCUCUUUUAGGGAGGGAGCAGUUCCACGGCUUGGGCUCUAUGUACUGCCGGUCUGCUUCUGCUAUCAUCUUGACCUAUGACGUCUGUAACAAUCAGAGUCUCGUGGAGCUUGAGGACAGAUUCUUGGGCCUGACUGACACCGCCAGUGACGACUGCAUCUUUGCCUUAGUGGGCAACAAAAUCGACCUCACCGAUGACUAUGAAGCCGAGGGAGAGUCUGAAGGAGAAAAGCCUCGUAGAGGUAGUGCUUCCAAAGUUCGCAAACAGGUUCAUAAUGAAGAUGCUAUUGCACUGUACAAACGGAUCAUGAAGUAUAGAAUGGUGGAUGAAACCCAUACCCCAGCCGCAGACAAAAUGUGCUUUGAAACCAGCGCAAAAACGGGAUACAAUGUCGAUUUCCUGUUUGAAAGUGUCUUUAAUAUGGUCAUCCCAUUAAUUGUGAAGAAGAAAGCAAAUGGACCAGACGAUACAGUCAUACUGACACAGAACCAUCACGAGAAAAAGACUAAAAGCGGCUGCUGUUAACAGUUGGGUUUCUUGAUGGUCCUCCCAACUGCUUGGCAUUUCCAGUUAACUUGACUAAAUAUACCAGCGGUUCUGUACAGUCAAAUGUAAGAAGCUUUAUUAAGACGAGCAGGAUUUUGCACAAAUACACCAAAUUGUAGUACUAAACAACUAAUCGAAUGAAUCUUACGCUUACUGAUUCAUUUAUAGCAAUCAAAUACGUUUUACAGAUCAUUUCAAUGGCUUUUGCAUUGUUUGCCAAGUACGUUUAGUACAUUUAUUUAUAAAAUUCUGCUCAUUUUCCACAGAAUAACGAAGCUUCACAUAUGGGAAUGUUUGCCUGACUCCAUUCAAAAAUAGUUUCAUAUUUCUGUUUGAAAAGUAACUUCAUUUAAUUAGUUUUUGAGCAAAAUUUUUUGAAAAUGAGUAGUGUCUAUCCAGGAGUCGUGACCUUUUAUGAUUGGUCAGAAACGAUACAUUAUAACAACUUUUCGUAUGCUAUGAAUGUAUAUACCUAUAUGAUGAAUAAGUAUAUUUUUGGGGCGAGGAGUAAUUUAUGACCAUCAUUAAUGAUGUGAUUUGUCAUUAACCUGUAUGAAUGACCUAAUAUUAAAUGUAAGAAUUUUC
Molecule: messenger RNA, 1512 nt
Organism: Bufo gargarizans (Asiatic toad)
Lineage: Eukaryota; Metazoa; Chordata; Amphibia; Anura; Bufonidae
Product: ras-related protein Rab-20-like
Exons: 4
Coding region: 1-906 (301 amino acids)
Molecular function (GO): GTP binding; GTPase activity
Source: RefSeq, a predicted model, not a curated record